Molecule: messenger RNA, 1895 nt
Organism: Benincasa hispida (wax gourd)
Lineage: Eukaryota; Viridiplantae; Streptophyta; Magnoliopsida; Cucurbitales; Cucurbitaceae
Source: RefSeq, a predicted model, not a curated record
CACGUGAAGCCAAUAAGAAGAGCAGGUACCUCAUCCUAAUACACAAUUUCUCUUCGAAAAUGCCUGUGGAUCUCCUACUUCAAUAGCGCAUUACCAAGAAAAAAGGUGAAAGAAUGAUCGAAACUGCUCUGGCCGUUCGAUUUCCCGCCGGCGCAAACUUCUGCUACUCCUCUGCCUUGUCCUAUCACCGUCCAGCUUGGACUUCGGAGGAUGUAUCUAGUAUAGUCCAUGCUAGCAGCUUUUGCCGGCUUUUGCAUUCUUGCACUUCCGACGUGCAUUGGAAAAGAUGCCAAAGACUUAAUAGUAAGUCUCUCUUGGGAAGGAACAAUCUCAAAAAGAAUGGAAUCCAAGCAUCAGCAGAGCAUUUGGGCUCUGCAUCAGAUCCAAUUAAACAAAAUAGGGGAUUGCAGUAUCAUCCAUCUGAGGAGCUUGUGAAAUCAAUAACAGAGAUUGCUGAGGAUGUUAGACCUACCUCUGCAGAAACUACGAGAACAAUCAUUGAGGUAAAUAGCAAAGCAACAUUAAUGUUCGCGGGUUUGAUUAACAAUGAAGUUCAGGAAAAUAUUAUCUGGCCAGAACUACCAUAUGUUACUGACGAACAUGGAAAUAUCUAUUUUCAAAUGAAGAAUACUGAAGAGGCCAUGCAAAACCUAACGUCAGAAAAUAACUUUGUGCAAGUUCUUAUUGGCCUUGAUACCAUGGAAAUGAUCGAUGAGAUGGAGUUGUUUGGUCCAUCAGAAAUUGAUUUUGGAUUUGAAGAGCUUGAUGAUGAGGCUACAAAUGAUGGAGAUGAUGAUGAUCGUGAUGAUGAAGAUGAAGAUGAAGAUGAGGAUGAGGAUGAGGAUGAUGCAGAUGAUGAAUACAAUAGGGACUGGGUUUCUGUUAUAGACGAUGAAGAUGAUCAAAAUCACUCUGAUGAGACCCUAGGAGAUUGGGCAAAACUAGAGACAAUGCGUUCAUCACAUCCAAUGCAUUUUGCCAACAAGCUUUCAGAGGCUGCAUCAGAUGAUCCUAUUGAUUGGAUGGAACAGCCUCCUGCAACUUUAGUGAUUCAAGGUGUUCUAAGACCUGCAUUCAGUGAAGAGAAUACUGUUAUCCAGAAGCAUCUAUCCAGUCGCCAUUCAAUUACUGGUGACAUAAACGAGGCUCAGAAACUUGAAGUUGAAGAUAACCUUGAAAAUCAUGGUAGGAUCAAUCAUCAUGGUCAUGAAUCAAGCUCAUCCAAAGAUGGUUCAAACUUGACGGAUGCAUUGGAUGAAAAUAUUCCAGUGAGCGAUGCUUCAUUUUACCGGCUGGAGAUGAUAAAAGUUCAGCUAUUUACAGGACAUGCACAUCCAAGCAACGUUGAAAUAGAAGAUCUCAUGAAAGCUCAACCUGAUGCAAUUGCGCACUCAGCCGAAAAAAUUAUUUCUCGUUUAAGAGCAGGUGGAGAAAAGACCGCACAAGCGCUCAAGUCUCUCUGUUGGAGAUGCAAGGGCAUUCAGGUCGAGGAGGCAGUAAUCAAUGGUAUCGAUUCACUUGGAUUUGAUGUGAGGGUUUGCUCCGGAACUCAGGUCCAAACAUUGCGGUUUGCGUUUGAUACACGAGCAACCUCAGAAUUCAGUGCGGAAAAACAGCUGAACGAGUUGCUUUUCCCGAGAAUGCAUUCGAAACCUCAGAAAAUGAAACAAACACAUCAAAAUGAAUGUUAAAACAUUGUAAGCCUUCUCAGUACAUUACAAUCUAAUGAUGGGUGUGUUUGGCCUUCUCAGGUUCUGAUCUUUGAUGUUUGAAAGCAGAAUGGAAAUAGGUAAAUUUAUUUUAAAUUGUCGAUUCUUUAGAUUAUGGAUCCGGUUAUCCGGUGAUUGCAAAUCUGCAGUCAUUCUUCAAUUCUUAUCAAUUGGCCUCUUCCAACA